AUGCCGUCCCAGGACAGGGAGCCCCCUCGUGACCGGGAAUUGGUCCGGCAUUCAAUGACACACUCCGACUCUAAAGUCCCAAUGUGGGACAGUUCGGAUCCCGAGCGUGCUCCUCCGCCGCUCCCAAUGAACCCUCGUUCCAUGAGCCCAUCAAUGAGCCCAACAACGAGGGCCCAUGUUUCGCCCGGCAUUCAAGCAGUUGCGGCGAAGUUUACAGAAAAGCCUAGCGAACAUGCGCUGAGCUCUUACACAACAAAUCCUAUGCCAAACAAGUCUUCCUCGCCCGAGAGGUCGUUGAUUAAAGGACAGCACCAUAAGCGCAUGCAAUCUUUGCAGCCUGAAGAUACGCGACAAGAUGCUCGCAGCGAAUUUAUGAAUUACCUUGAAAACAGAUCCCCGGAACGACCUCUGCGCGCGACUAUCGUCGAAGGGACGAAGCAGCGCGACCCCAGCAAGUCCAUCAGCUCGCCCGCGCUUCGACAAGAUGCAGAACGAGACAUGAGCUACUCACUAUCAAGUCGAUAUCUAUCCAAGCCGAUCUUGGGAGAGAGUACUCCACCGUCUGCGACAAUGUUAGCUUUACAAAACAUGCAGCUCCCCAUGGAGCCCGACCCUCCAUCGCCCUCUAAGCCUCCAAAGAUGAUCACUGCACCCUUUGAGCCUCGACCUCAGCCUACUUCAAAUACAAGCAUGGACUCGCUUGCGAGCCAAAUCCAUAGCCUCACCGACAUAGCAAGUAGCCUGCAACGCGAGAUGAUGAACCUGAGUCGACGCAGCAAAGACAAUGCUACCGAUUUGGUCAGCCUCAAGGCAGCCACGAAUGCUCGCGACGAGGAUAUUCGCAAGAGUUUGAAGGAUCUGUCUUCUCAUCUCACAACCAAGUACCUGGAUGCCGAAACCUCAAGGUUUGAUUUCAGUAAUCUUUUCAAGGGUGGUGAUGGGUCUAACCCCAAGGAUCCGGAUAGUCCCGUUUCGAAGAGAAGCUACUCUGUACCGCGCAUGCCGAGCCCCAAUCCCUUCGCUUUUGAUAGAGACUCUUGCGUUUCGCCCGCACCGAUUUCCGACGGUUCUGCGGCCCUCGCUUUGCUCGAAAAGGUAUUGCGUGAGAUGGCAACAAAGGAAGGUGAGGAGAGGCUCUUGGAACUUGUUGAAGAACUCAAAUCAAGACCUGCCGCCACUGCCUUGGAAAAAGAGGCCGAUACCAAGGUUACCGCCAUGCUCGAAGAGAUCCUCAACCUUGUAAAGGAGGACCCCGCCAGCAAAGCCCUUGUGCGAUCAUACGGGAUGAACAGUAACCUUAGCAAUAUCGGACUUGACCACGAGUCUGCAGAGGCUACACGAUCUGGGCCGAUGGGAUCAACUGAUCCUGACGCUGUACGUGCACUUAAUCUUUCUAAGCCUGACAAGGGGGAUGCCAUUUCGCCAAAGUCCGAGGAAGUCUUGGCUAUCCUCACAACCGUCAAGAACAGCGUCCUUGAGUCUGGCGGCAUGACCAAUGGCGUCAAGAGCUUGGUGCGCGAAUUGCGAGGUGAGGUUCUGGGCAUGGGCCGAGAACUCGGCCGGCGACUGGACGAUAUCGAGACUUCUCGUGCCAGGGACGAGCCAGAGGAGAAGCCACGAAUCGCUGGCCCAGAAGAGAUUUCCGCCAUCGUUAACCGUAGUCUGGACGACCUAAAGGAGCAGCUGGCUGCUACAAUUAAUGAGAGUCGCCAACAAUCAUCCGAUCUAUCCGAGUUCAGAUCAACCAUGAACAGCGCUGCAAUCUACUCGGUUGUAAAGAAGGCACUGAGCGAGCUCGAACUUCCACAGCCACAGGCGGAGCCUCGAGGUGCGGAGAUGGACAGGGAAGAUAUUCUCGAGACCGUCCGCGAAGCUUGGGAAACCUACAAACCUGAGAUUGAGUUCAACAACUUUGGCUUGGAACGGGACGAGAUUCUCACUUGCCUGCAAGAAGGGCUCAAGUCCUACCAGCCGCAGCAUGAAGAGGCUGUCACUUACGAUCAGGUCCUAGCGGCUGUCGAAGACGGCAUGCAGAAGUUCAUUCCACCUCAAAUCGAGCAUCCGCCCAGCAUUAGUCGGGACGAGAUCAUCCUGGUCAUCCGCGAAUGCCUGGACAAGCAGCCCGAGCCUGCUGCAAGGUCUCUUGGCGAGGAAGAACACGUCGGCCAUCUCAACUCCAUGCGUGACGAAAUCCUCGAUGCAGUUGCUAAAACUUUGGCUACCCACCACGAAGGCGCGAAGACCAUGGACGACGACCUUGUCAACCACCUAUACUCCAUACGCGAUGAGAUUAUGGAUGCGAUGACUGAUUCGGUAGCCGCCAACAAAGUCAGCAACAAAUCUGUGGACGAGGAACAUGUCAACCACCUUUACUCUGUUCGCGAUGAAAUAAUCGCAGCCGUCACCGGGGCGAUGACUACCCAUGCCGCAGAAUCCAAGUCUGCAGAGGAGAACCAGUCGGCCAGCCAUCUCACAUCUCUCCGGGACGAGAUUCUUCAAGCUGUGGCUGGCGCCAUGGCCACCAACGAGAUAGCAGCCCCCAAGGAGCUGAGCGACGAACACAUCAACACUCUGUACGCGAUACGUGAUGAAAUUAUGGAUGCUGUCACUGGAACUAUGGCAGCCCAAAACACCUCCAGAUCAGUGGAUGAAGAUCAUCUUAGCCACCUGAAUUCUAUUCGUGAUGAGAUCCUCGGGGCAGUGGCUGGUUCCAUCGCCCAAAGCACACUCAGCAAUGAUUCUGGGCUUGGUCGCGAUGACAUUCUCAGCGCUGUCUCCGAUGGUCUCGAGGCCCAUUUCACUGCGACCAAGGAGAUGGAUGAACCACACAUCUCUCGCCACGAUGUAAUGAAUGCCGUGAACGAAGCGUUCGAUGCUCAGCAAUCCGCUCUAGUCACCAAUAGCCAACCGAGCGUUUCCCGGGACGAGAUCUUGCAUACUAUUGCAGAAGGGAUUGAAACCUCGAUGAAUGCCCAGCAGUCAGCACUGAGUACUAAUGUCCAACAGACAGUGUCUCGCGAAGAGAUCUUCGGCGCCAUCGUGGACGCCAUCGAACAAUCGCGCUCUUCCCUCAGCACAAAUGAUGAGCCUAGUCUUUCUCGAGAUGAUGUCUUGGGUGCCAUUCUGGAAGGUAUGGCGAACUCCCCCAACCGCCAGGAAUCAAGUAUCUCCAGGGACGAAAUCUUGAGUGCUAUUGCGGACGGCAUCGAAGCCUCACACAAUACAUCACGAUCUCUCACCAUGACCGAGCAUGAACAUGAGGAUGAGAGGCCCUCUUCGAUCUCUCGCGAAGACAUUCUCAGCGCAAUUGUCGAAGGCAUCGAGCACUCCCAUGCCUCUAUCGGCGCAAGCUCACAGCCCAGCAUCUCCAAAGAGGAGAUUAUUAGUGCCAUAGCUGAAGGCUUCGAGACAUCGCACAACACAUCACGAUCUCUCACCUUGCCUGAGAAUGAGGAUGAGAAGAAGGCAUCGAUCUCCCGAGAGGAGAUUCUAAGUGCAAUUCUCGAAGGCUUUGAAAACUCGCCCAACCGACAGGCGUCGAAUAUCUCCCGGGAUGAAAUCUUGAGCGCUAUUGUGGAAGGCAUCGAUCACUCUCAUGCCUCAAGUGCCCAGCCCAGCAUCUCGAAGGACGAGAUCAUGAGUGCUGUCGUUGAGGCCCUUGAGACUUCGCAAACAAGCCAACAAUCAGCACUUAGCACCAACGUCCAGGAACCAACCAUCUCACGCGAAGAAAUUCUGAGUGCCAUCUCUGAAGGCAUUCAAAAUAGCAACUCCAUCACACGAGAGAUCGAGCUGAACCAGGAUGAUCUGAUGGAGGCGAUCACCAACGGCCUCAACGAGGCUAUUGGUUCCACGAACACCAACAUUGGCGGCGAAGUCACCGAACGUCUCCAAACCCUCGUUGACGACAUGAAGGAGGAAUUCAAGCAGUACUCUUCCGCCAGUGGAAGAGACACCGAGCAAGUCCUCGACGCCAUCAAGGAUGGCCUUGAUGUCGUUCGCAAAGAGAUCGAGACUUAUGUGGCCACCGCCGCCGACCUAUCCGGCAAGGACGAAGUCAUUGACACUGUCAAGGAAGGAUUCCGCCUGCUUCAAGCCGACAUGGAGAAGACCAUCACGGACACAUCUCUAGCUAACGCGCCGCGGGGCAACCCUGAUACCCCUGAGCUGCUGGACGCCAUGGAAAGGGAAUUCGAACACCUGCGGGGCACUAUUACUACCCUUCUUCUGCGAGAUAAGGACCCUGGAGACAAGGAUGAGAUUUUGGAUGCUAUCCGGGAAGUCUCCGAGCACAACAAGAGCGUGUCUGGCAACGAUGAAGUGAUCAAUUCGAUCAAGCAGGAAUUCGAAAGCCUUCGAGAGCGCAUGGAGAUGAGCGUGGUUCGUUCCGAGCCUGGCGCCGAAAAGGACGAAAUCAUUUCGACGCUCCGCGAGCAUUUCGACGCGCUGCGUGAGGAGACUGCGCGCAAAGACGGCAAUGAAAGCAUGCUAUCCACGACAAGCGAACUGCUCGACGCAUUUACUGAUGGUGUAGACUCCAUCCGCGAUGAUCUUAAGAAAAUUAUGGAGAAGCCGACCGAGUUUGACAGCGCAGAGAUGCUUGAAACCAUAAAAGAUGGUCUUGCCGAUUUGAAGCUCGACAUGGAGAAUCUCCGUCAGUCCAACAAAGACGUGGAUGAUGCGAGCACUACUCGCGGUGGUGAACUCAUGCUCGCAAAUGAGGCACCAGAACAGACACCAAGUAUCGUUCCCGACAUUGAUGGGUUAAAGGAGCUCAUCACUCAGCUCCAAGACAAAGUUGACGCUAUCGAGUCUGCUCCCCGUGCGGUAGAGCAUGACGAAGAUGCUUUGAAGCGCUCGCAUCUUGAUGAAGUACUCCUUGCUCUGCACGAAGUCCAACUUGCCAUGGGCGAAAUGAGUGCUCAGCGAAGCCCAGAGGAUGACAACACCGCCAAAAAGCAGGAUACCGAGGCGCUUGAGCAGUUGAUCCUGAGCACCAAAACCCAAAUCGAUGAGCUUGUCUUCCCUUCCCCCGACCAGGUCGCCACUUCCGAACAUAUUGGAACACUUGAGACCAUGAUCCGAGAAGCCAAGGAUUCCAUUGCUGAAUUCUCUGGACGUAUGGAAGCUGAGGCUCCCACCAAAGCUGAAAUUGGCACCUUAGAAGGUCUCAUCAAGGAUGUUUGGGUUGUAUUGGAUGAGCUCAAAAACAAGACCAAGGAUGACCCGGAAGAGAAUCCCGAUGAAAAGAUACUCAAAUCCGAUCUUCAGACCGUGGAAGCCAUGAUCUUCGAAGUCAAGACCCAGGUUGAUGAGCUCAAGCUUCCUGAUGUCGACACUCUCCCCACCAAAACCGACAUUGAGGAGCUCUCGGGACUCGUCAGUGAUUUCCGAGAGAAGAUGGAAGCCAACAACGAAUUGACCGCCCAAGGCUUUGAUGCUCGCAAGGUCGAGCACGGGGGUCUGGCUGAGAAGAUUGACGAGGCCAAGUUCGUCGUUGGCGAGCUCGGAGAUGAACUUAAGAGCAAGCUUGAUGGCAGCACUGAAGGCCUGGCUGAGCUCAAGCAGCUGCUCGAAGGCUUGUCCAUCACAGCCGAGAACUUCAGCACUGUCGACAACAUCAAGGAGCUUACUGACCUCAUCAACCGGGAGUUCGAACGUUCUCGUGGCGAGGAAGAUGCAGGUAAGGUCGAAAAGGAGGAGCGAGACGCCGCUACCAUGGUGAAGCACGAUGAGACGCGGGCCGCCAUCAUCGUGGAACUCGGUACUAAGAUUGACGAAAAGAUUUCUGAAGUCCUCGCCAAGUACGACGAUGCGCACGCCUCCCUCCACUCCAAGCUUUCAGAAACUGAAGAGCGAGACCUGGCACACACCGAAUCCCUGACGAGCACAAAGAGUCUCGCCGAAGAUAUCAGACUUGUCAUUGGUGCCAUGGGCGACAGUGUCAAUGAAACCUGCGAGCGCUUGAGUGUGGACACCAAAACACUCAUGGAGCAAGUUGAUCAAUCCCGCCAGCAGAUGGAAGAGUUGCACAAGGACGUGAAAUCGCACCAAGAGCAGGCCCAGGCUGAGAAUGAAAGAGCUGCCGCUGCGACUGAUCGAGUGGAGAGCAAGCUCCUUGAGUUCCAUCCUCAGAUCCUGGAGUCUGUGCAGGAGAUUCUGACCAUCGUCAGCCAGCACUACGACCACUCGCAGAAGUCGGCUGAUGACUUCAAAUCAGAGCUUUCUGCAUUGCCUGCAUUGAUUCCUGCAAUGUUGCCUGCUCCGCCGGAGCCAGAGGAGGCCCAACGUUCUCUUGCUAUAGAAGAUACUCCUAUACAGAGCAAGCUGGACGACAUUCUGGAACAUGCCCGUAACAGCCAGGUUCAUGAAAUUUUGAACACUCUUCUUGACCACUCAAAGAACAACCAGGUUCACGAAACAUUGAACACCCUUGUUGAGAACUCGAAAAAUGACCAGGUCCACGAAACGUUGAAUACUAUACUCGAGAACUCGAAGAACGACCAACUCCACGAGAAGUUAGAUCGGGCUCUUGAGCAAGGGUCGGGCUCGAAUGAUCAAAUCUACGAAAAGCUCAAUGAGCUCCUUGAUCACGCCACCAACGGCUCUGGUCCUGUCCACGAGAAGCUGGAUGCCUUGCUCAGCCGUCCUGUGAAUCCACCUGAGUCUGAUGCUUCAGUCACUCAAAUGAUGAAGCUGGAUGAGAUGCACAAGGAUAUCAUGGAAAAUGCUCGCAGAAUGAAUGAGAUGUUUGCUGCUCAGUCAGUGAUAGUUGCUGAGGAUACCGAGCGCAAGCGACGCGAGGCGGAGGAAGCUGGUAUUGCUCUCGAGCGCAGAGUUGCACAGCGUGAACAGGUGGAAGCCGAGCUUGUUACCCUGCAUGAAGAAAAGGACUCUAUGUUGAACAUGAUCCAUCGUCUGAGGGCAGAGAAGGAAGAUAUGAUCAAACAAAACAACAAACUUAACAAGGAUCUAUCUGGUCUCGAAACGGCUCUUGAGAUUCGCCAUGAGGAGAUGCGUCACAUGGAGGAACGCGCGGAUGGCCUCGAGAAACGCAUAUUGGAAGGUGUCCUGGAUCAUGCUCGCACAGUCCUUCUCGGCCGUUCCAACAGUUUACAGGCCAUGAACUUGAGGCGGAACCGCAGCACUAGGAGCACUCGCAGCUCGCGGGCGGGGGCCCGCAGCCCAAGCGUGACAAGUUCUGCCAGUACCGCGAAAGAGUCUAAGGAAAAUCGCAAUCUGGUCGGCAGUGGCGUUGGAAUGGCUUUGAAGCGUCGAAUGCCGAACUCGCUCCAUGCUGGAACAGUUGCCGUGCAGCCGAAUAUCGGAAAAGAGCGCCGCAUCCUCAGCUUGAGUCAUGUUACCGGCAAUCGCGGUACAGAGCGGCAGGUCAGCGGUAAAUCUGGUAUCACGAACCUGAAGCGCAGUCACUCCGUCAAAUCCAACAACAUCCUUCGCAAAGCCUCGUGGGCUGGACCCAUUUCCGUCGCCGACAAAGAAAACGAGCCUUUCCAUGAAGAGGAUGAACUUGCUAGCGACACGGAACGAGACGCUGGUCCCCGGCGACAGAAAAGCUAUGCGGGAUCUGACCGGAGAACGAGCUAUGCAGCAAGCAAUGCUCCCUCCGACCGCAAGACAAGCUACGCAGGAUCAGAUGCUGGCACUGAACGCAACUACGCCGAGAGCACUGCUGGCACCGACCGCCGAACAAGCUAUGCGGCAAGUAACGCAGGUACCGAGCGGAAAGCAAGCUACGCCGACAGUUGCGUCAACAGCAUCGUUGAGAGUGUGGUGACUGACGACUCGGAUCCCCGUCGCGUCAGCGGCGUGAGUUCCAAGAAUGACUACGGUGUGGCAGAAAGCUCAAUUGCCGAGGAUGACCACGAGGACCGAGAUGAUGACAUCUCAAUCGAUGGGUCCAACUCAGAUGAUGCGCACACAGCACACGAAGAUGCAGAGCAUUCUGGCCCGGAGGAGGACGAAGACCAUGAAAUGUCUCGCCAGAUCAGGGAGGCCAACGCAGCCGCGGAAGCUGAAGUUAUGAAAUUGUUGGCUCCGCCGAGUGACAGUGGACUUGGUACGGAUGUUGCUGUUUAG
This is a messenger RNA of Penicillium soppii, 8097 nucleotides long. RefSeq lists its product as uncharacterized. The transcript is spliced from 2 exons. NCBI's taxonomy places the organism in Eukaryota, Fungi, Ascomycota, Eurotiomycetes, Eurotiales, Aspergillaceae. Bases 1 to 8097 code for a protein of 2698 amino acids. The record is from RefSeq and is a predicted model, not a curated record.